Manihot esculenta (cassava) is the source of this 660-nucleotide messenger RNA. Its product is annotated as auxin-repressed 12.5 kDa protein. The transcript is spliced from 3 exons. NCBI's taxonomy places the organism in Eukaryota, Viridiplantae, Streptophyta, Magnoliopsida, Malpighiales, Euphorbiaceae. The coding region runs from base 69 to 416 and encodes 115 amino acids. The record is from RefSeq and is a predicted model, not a curated record.
CAAAGACAGAACUAAAGCACCUCACUCUGCCCUCAAGAAGAAGAAGUAAAAGCAGAAGAAGAAGAAAGAUGUUGCUAGACAAAAUGUGGGACGACGUCGUUGCGGGGCCUCAGCCUGAUCGUGGCCUUGGCAAGCUCAGAAAAAUCAGCACCAAACCCCUAGAUGGUGAACGAGAGACGAGCAAGUUUCAGAGGUCCCUCUCGAUGCCAGCCAGUCCAGGGACACCUUCCACGCCGGUGACGCCCACGACUCCUCUCUCGGCUCGCAAGGACAACGUGUGGAGGAGCGUUUUCAACCCCGGUAGCAACCUUGCCACCAAGGGUCUUGGUGCUCAGCUGUUUGACAAGCCACAGCCAAAUUCUCCAACUGUCUAUGACUGGCUUUACAGUGGAGAAACCAGAAGCAAGCAUCACUGAGUCAACGAGGAUUGCCAUGUAAAUAUCGUCGUUUUGUUUGCUUAUCCUCAUUGCUUCCUUGUCGUUUUCAGUCUACAAGUAUUUUAUCUUUUGUGGGAAAAAUGCAAUGUUGUAACGGUUGAUUGAUCUUCGCCAAGUCGAGAUCUGCCGUGGACGGUGGCGAUGGAGCUACUUUUGUUAUUAAAUAAAUAAAUUGCAUAUUACCUUUUUCAAUGAAAUAAUCUUAUUCAGAAUUUCGGAUUCA